AUGGCCUCCGCGCAGACCAUGACAAUUACUCGCACCGAGUCCCGAACUCGGUCAGAGUCCCAGUCCCAGCCCCAGUCCCACGGCCACGACCAUUCAAAACCUGAGGUAUUUGAACUUAGCUUCAAGACUCCCGGGCGAACCCUUCGCGAAUUAUCUCGACGAGUCGUCGGAAGCUCAAUACGACGAGAAUCAUCUGAUGAAGAAGGCAAUGGUGUUGGAAACGAUGUGCCUCCACCCGCCACCGCACAACCGGUCGUGCAGCGCUGGAAUAAACCUCGCGGAAAUAUCGGACGGCUUGCUUUUGCGAGCUUUUCGUUUAUUAUUGCUGGUCUCAACGAUGGUGCUGUUGGCGCUCUAAUUCCCUACCUAGAAUCGUACUACUCGCUCAACUACACCAUCAUCUCGCUGAUCUUCUUGACGCCGUUUGCCGGCUACUCGACCGCGGCCUUCACCAAUGCCACGAUCCACAGCAAAUUGGGCCAGCGCGGCAUCGCCGUCAUGGCUCCCAUCUGUCACAUCAUCACGUAUGCCGUGCUCUCUGCACAUCCGCCCUUUCCGGUUCUUGUGGUCAUCAAUGCGGUCUCAGGUUUCGGGAACGGGCUUACCGAUGCGUGUUUCUGCGCUUGGGUCGGAGUCAUGGAUAACGCCAACGCGGUCCAGGGGGUGAUGCAUUCGUGUUACUCGAUUGGGGCGCUGUUUGCGCCGCUGAUUGCGACGAGCAUGGUGGUCAGGGCGAGUUUGCCGUGGUAUGCGUUUUAUUAUUUCAUGACUGGAGCCGCAGCACUUGAAUUCCUCGGCCUCACCGCCACGUUCUGGCGUAAGACAGGCGAGGUUUAUCGGAUUGAACACCCACGAGAGAAUGAGGCGACAGGCGGGAGGACGAAGGAAGCUCUCAAGUCGAAAAUCACUUGGUUGUGCGCAGCGUUCUUUUUUACAUAUAUGGGUAUCGAAGUCGGUCUCGGCGGCUGGAUCGUCACCUUCAUGCUGCGAGUCCGCGACGCCUCCCCUUCAGCCUCAGGCUACUCUGGCUCCGGCUUCUGGGCAGGCCAGGCCCUCGGCCGUGCCACACUGGGCUUUGUCACCGAACGCUUUGGCGAACGCCUCUGCAUCUCGAUCUAUCUCGCCGCCUGCCUGGUCUUGCAACUGAUUUUCUGGCUCGUACCGCAAUUCAUCGUGUCCGCCGUCGCCGUGGCGUUUCUCGGAUUCUUUUUGGGCCCCAUGUUCCCUGGAUGCGUGAUGAUGGCGGCGAAAUUACUACCGAAACACAUUCAUGUGAGCAGUAUUGGGUUUGCAAUGGCGAUGGGGGGGACGGGCGGAACGGUGUCUCCGUUUGCGAUCGGUGCGAUUGCCGCGAGUAAAGGUGUAGAGGUUCUGCAGCCGAUUAUACUGGCAUUGAUUGCGGUGGUCGCGGCGCUGUGGUUGAGUUUUCCCAAAGUGAAAAAGAGGGAUUAG
Molecule: messenger RNA, 1452 nt
Organism: Rhinocladiella mackenziei CBS 650.93
Lineage: Eukaryota; Fungi; Ascomycota; Eurotiomycetes; Chaetothyriales; Herpotrichiellaceae
Exons: 5
Coding region: 1-1452 (483 amino acids)
Biological process (GO): transmembrane transport
Cellular component (GO): membrane
Molecular function (GO): transmembrane transporter activity
Source: RefSeq, a predicted model, not a curated record